Messenger RNA from Xylona heveae TC161, 1606 nucleotides. RefSeq lists its product as hypothetical. The record is from RefSeq and is a predicted model, not a curated record. Gene Ontology annotation, biological process: chromatin remodeling. Gene Ontology annotation, cellular component: Ino80 complex; nucleus. The transcript has 3 exons. Bases 73 to 1278 code for a protein of 401 amino acids. Lineage: Eukaryota; Fungi; Ascomycota; Xylonomycetes; Xylonales; Xylonaceae.
CUUGACAACUGCGACAAUAUCUCUCCUUCUUUCAUCUCCGUUCACCCUCCUUUUUGCACAUUUUCUAGCACCAUGUCUCGCGAGAGGGUUGUUGCUGGCCCUCCUGCCGUCACCACCACGGAUCCACAGGAGGCGGCAUUAAAGCCAACUUACAAGUCCUACAGGAAAAAAUAUCGCAAGAUGAAGCUGCAGUUCGAAGAAAAGAUGAAGGAGAGCAAUGCCCUAUUCAAAGAGGAGCAAAAAGCUACUGAGCUUGCCCGCCGCCUACAAGAGCAAAACGACCAACUGCUUGAAAUGCUCCUUGACCUUAACGACUCGUCUAAGCUUCCCUCGCAACUCUCAUACGAUCUCGACGACCCGCUCCUCUCUCCUACGGCCUCCCCCAAGCUCUCCGCAUCGGACGCAUCUUCUGAGAAGAAACCAGAAACCAAUGACGCAAAGGGCGGCACUGAGCGCAAGCAAGAGAACCGCUCUUCUCCUUCCGCGCUUCAGGUGUGUACUGGUGACGACGAAAUGGCGAACGGAAAAUCAAAGGGCGCUAUGGCCAACGUCUCCAAGCUCCUUUCGAUCCCACAUACAACGCUCACCUCCAUUCUCGAAGACACGGACUCGUUGCCUUCCGAUCUCAGCGGCUCAUUCCCACCGGGCUAUUUGACCCCUGGUCAUGAGGAAGACUACCUUUUCAACCUGGACAAGACGCUCGGCAUUGGGCCAGCGAUGUUGCCCCCUCGACCUGCUUCGAUUGGUGAGGUAGAUGGUGGACUCGAGGACUUCUCCGCACAUUCUUCACAGCAUCAUUUUAAUCGCGACGUGACCGCAGCGCGCAACCCAGUCUCAGUCUAUAAUUGGCUUCGCAAGCAUCAGCCACAAGUGUUCCUGCAGGACAAUGAGACCCUCCCCCCGGAGAAAGGUGCCGAUGCCCGUGCAAACGCUGCCGGUGGAGCUUCUUCCGCUGCAGGCGGCGGAAGUAUGAGCACGCCGGUCACGGGCUCUAGCCGGAGCAAUAACCCCCGGUCCGCUGCUCGCCGGGCGGCCAACGCAGCUUCAGCCCGCGCCGACCCAGAUUUGAUGGAUGAAGACAGUGCGAUCUAUGGGGAUUACGACGGCAACAUCCCCCCGUCUGCGUCACGCGGCAAGCGUAAGAGAGAAGAUGAUGCCUACCGCCCAAAAGGCGCAGGAGGAAAUCGUCCAGCGAAGCGGAAGCGUGAUGAUUCAGAUCGCGCCGGUCGCAAGCCGCGAAAGAGCAGCACGAGUGGCGGUGGAACUGGAUUGGCCUAAACAUGCUGAUCCUUAGAUGUCUGAAAUACUAAGGCAGAAACUUCACUUGAAUUCGUCAGUUACAACACGUUUCUCAAGCUGUACUCUCCUUUUCGCCUCGCAUGGCACUCAUUUACUAUCGUCAUUUUUCUUUGGUGAUAUUUGCAAUGGCGUUGCAUGCUUGUCCCUUCAUCAACAUAUUUAUAUCAGUGGCGUUAUGCGGACCAUUUCUUUAUAGUGCAUCGGCUUGACUACGCACUGUUCGCUCAAGACAAGAUUGGCGGGCUAGGAACAAGAUCGGCAUCAGGUUUUGGGGUUUCAGGAUGAAAUAAAGGCGGGUGUGGCGCAU